GCUUCACUUCCUCCCAACGGACUUCUCAAAGCACGUCCUCACUCCUCACUCUAUAUCUCCUCAGAUCUCUCCCCAAAACCAGAAACCUCCAUAGCCAAUUUCUCCAUUUCUUCACCUAUCAAGAUGCAUUCGUCUCUCUCCUUGUCCUUUUCACAAGCAACGGCGGCAGCCAUUCCGAGACCGAACUUCGCUGUUGAUUCUCUGGUUUUUGCUCAGUCUAAGCCGUUAAACCUCCGUUUCUGUGGACUUCGAAGGGAGGCGUUUGGAUUCUCGCCUCUGACUAAGUCUAGCUCCCUCCGAGUUUGUCUCCCUGCUAGGGGGCAGGCGAGGGGGAAGAUCUCUGCUUCUGUGGCGGAUAAUGGUACUGCUCCGAAGUCGUUUGAUUAUGAUUUGAUCAUCAUUGGAGCUGGAGUUGGUGGCCAUGGAGCUGCUCUGCAUGCUGUCGAGAAGGGUUUGAAAACUGCUAUCAUUGAGGGAGACGUAGUUGGGGGAACAUGUGUAAACAGAGGCUGUGUUCCUUCAAAAGCUCUCCUGGCUGUGAGUGGUAAGAUGCGUGAGCUUCAAAGUGAGCAUCACAUGAAGGCUUUGGGACUGCAGGUUUCAGCCGCUGGAUAUGACAGACAGGGAGUUGCUGAUCAUGCAAAUAAUCUUGCUUCAAAAAUUCGCAGUAAUUUGACUAACUCAAUGAAGGCUCUUGGAGUGGACAUAUUGACUGGUGUUGGUACAAUCUUGGGCCCUCAAAAGGUGAAAUAUGGGAAGGUUGGCUUGCCUGACAAAAUAGUAACUGCCAAAGAUAUAAUCAUUGCCACUGGUUCUGUGCCUUUUGUCCCCAAGGGCAUUGAAGUUGACGGAAAGACUGUUAUCACCAGUGAUCAUGCGCUCAAGUUGGAGUUUGUUCCUGACUGGAUUGCAAUUGUAGGAAGUGGUUAUAUUGGGCUUGAGUUCAGUGAUGUAUAUACUGCACUUGGCAGUGAGGUUACCUUUAUUGAAGCUCUAGAUCAGCUUAUGCCAGGAUUUGACCCUGAGAUUGGAAAACUGGCUCAGAGGGUGCUAAUCAACCCAAGGAAAAUUGACUAUCAUACUGGAGUCUUUGCAAGCAAGAUCACACCUGCAAGAGAUGGGAAACCAGUCACUAUUGAGCUUAUUGAUGCCAAGACUAAGGAACAUAAAGACACCUUGGAGGUAGAUGCAGCAUUAAUUGCUACUGGAAGAGCUCCAUUUACAAAUGGUCUUGGCUUGGAAAAUAUAAAUGUGGUAACCCAAAGAGGUUUUGUGCCAGUUGAUGAGAGAAUGCGAGUAAUUGAUGCAAAUGGCAAUUUGGUUUCUCACUUAUAUUGCAUUGGUGAUGCAAAUGGUAAAAUGAUGCUUGCCCAUGCAGCCAGUGCGCAAGGAAUUUCAGUGGUUGAACAAGUCACUGGAAGAGAUCAUGUGCUAAAUCAUCUAAGCAUCCCAGCAGCUUGUUUCACUCAUCCUGAAAUAAGUAUGGUUGGGUUGACAGAGCCUCAAGCAAGGGAGAAAGCUGAGAUGGAAGGGUUUGAAGUAAGUGUUGCCAAAACAAGUUUCAAGGCUAACACAAAGGCUCUAGCAGAAAAUGAAGGGGAGGGACUUGCUAAGUUGAUAUACAGACCAGAUAAUGGAGAGAUACUUGGAGUCCAUAUAUUUGGGUUGCAUGCAGCAGACCUUAUCCAUGAAGCAUCCAAUGCAAUUGCACUAGGAACACGCAUCCAGGACAUCAAAUUUGCAGUUCAUGCACAUCCUACCUUGUCUGAAGUUCUAGAUGAAUUGUUUAAAUCAGCGAAGGUUCAAGCUCAUGCAUCUACUCCUGUAAGUGAACCAGUCGCAGUCUAAGCUUGUCAUGACUCAAUAGUAUAAAAUUUUUGAAGAACUUUGCUUGUAUUAGGGAGUAUCAAGGAAACAUGCAACCCAAAGUCCGGGACGAAAUCCCAUCAGCUACCCCACAAGAGGAAACAUAGUUAAGAAAUUUUCAUAUAUUUUGAUGAUAGUUGUGCCUGAAAUCUUUUACAGCUUUGUAUCAUGGUUUGUUAAAUUGUUAUCAGAUGCUUUACAGAGAUACUUGUAUUCAUAACCAUUUCAAUUUGGAAGUUCCCACUUCUAGUUUUGACAUUAUUAUUUGAAAUAAAGAGGAAAAAUUCCU
Messenger RNA from Rubroshorea leprosula, 2155 nucleotides. NCBI's taxonomy places the organism in Eukaryota, Viridiplantae, Streptophyta, Magnoliopsida, Malvales, Dipterocarpaceae. The record is from the annotation of a GenBank genome assembly.